Messenger RNA from Anastrepha obliqua, 1137 nucleotides. RefSeq names its product heparan sulfate 2-O-sulfotransferase pipe-like. Lineage: Eukaryota; Metazoa; Arthropoda; Insecta; Diptera; Tephritidae. The record is from RefSeq and is a predicted model, not a curated record. The coding region runs from base 142 to 1137 and encodes 331 amino acids. The transcript is spliced from 5 exons. Gene Ontology annotation, molecular function: sulfotransferase activity. Gene Ontology annotation, cellular component: membrane.
AUCGUAUUGGUAUACAUUUUUGUAUUUGUAAAGAAAAGUUCGAAUUUGAUACAUUUUUUGUAGUUCUUUAGUUACUCGAAUUUGUAGCGAGUUACCCGAAAUGCAUAGAAAUUUAGUUUGGAUGCACGAGUUAAGCCCAACAUGGAUUCAGUUUAUUCAGAUCCAUUGGUACAAAUUUUCAAUUUGAAUCCAACCGAAAUGAAUAAUACCUUAAAAGCCGAAUUAGACAUCUUAAUAUUUAAUCGUGUACCGAAAACUGGUAGCAUUCAAUUUAUUGAAUUAAUGCGUAAAUUGGGAAGAGUACAUAAUUUCGAUGUUGAGGUUGAUCCCCAGAAUGGUGGCAUACGUCCCAUACUAAACGAGAAUGAAGAGGGUGAUUUAGUUGAAAAUAUUGCGAAUGCUGAUGAUGGUACUGUCUUUGUUAGCCAUGUAAAUUAUUUGAAUUUUACAAAAUACGACACGCCAAAGCCGAUUUAUGUGAAUAUGGUACGCGAUCCAGUAGAGCGGGUAAUUAGUUGGUACUACUAUAUCAGAUCACCGUGGAUAUUUGUGCCGAAUCGUCGCAAAAGCAAUAGAGAAAUGCCAAAUCCCCAAUGGGUUAAUACGGAGUUUGAUCAAUGCGUAUUGACUGGUGAUAGAGCCUGCACUUACAUUGAAGGGUCGGGUUUAGAGCGAGUCGGCGAUCAUCGCCGUCAAAUACUAUUCUUCUGUGGCCACAAUGAACGUAAAUGCAUGCCGUUUAAUACAAAACUGCCAAUGCAAAUUGCUAUGCAAAAUGUUGAGCGGGAGUAUGCCGUAGUGGGUACAUGGGAAGACACCAAUGUGACGCUGAGUGUUUUGGAAAGUUACAUACCAUCUUAUUUUCGGGGCGCUAAAAAUAUGUAUUACUCGGGCAUGCAGAAUGACCUGAAAAAUUAUAAUCCUAUGAAACCACACAUUGCCGAAGAUAUCAAAGAAAUGGUGCGUAAAAAUUUUACACGAGAAAUUGAGUUCUAUCAGUUUUGCCGGCAACGUCUACACAAGCAAUACUUAGCUAUUAAAUUAAAUGAACUUAUGACCUUUGAUAAAGAUUUACAGAAUCUGCACAAGACAGCUGUAAAAAAAAUUAAUAAACUGAUGGGAAUCAUGACCAGAUAA